Molecule: messenger RNA, 1945 nt
Organism: Gopherus evgoodei (Goodes thornscrub tortoise)
Lineage: Eukaryota; Metazoa; Chordata; Testudines; Testudinidae
Gene: STUM
Product: stum, mechanosensory transduction mediator homolog
Exons: 4
Coding region: 186-614 (142 amino acids)
Source: RefSeq, a predicted model, not a curated record
UGGCAGCGCACUGUCACUUUAAGCCGAGCACUCAGGAACCGGAGCGCUCGUUCAGCACAGCAGCAGCUGCAGCUCCCACUCCUGAGCCAGACACACCAGCACAGACAGGCUCCCUGUGCCCCCAGCUCAGCCGAGACCCGCUCCGGCGCGGCCGCCUCUAGCAGCGGGCGAGCUCCGCGCCAGCCAUGGAUCCGCUUCCCAAGGAAGGGGAGCCUGCCCCGGCGGCGCCGGGGGCCGGGGAGCCCAGCAGGGGCACUGCCUCCUCCAGCGGGGUGGUGGUGCAAGUCCGGGAGAAGAAGGGACCCCUUCGCGCUGCCAUCCCCUACAUGCCGUUCCCCGUGGCGGUCAUCUGCUUGUUCCUCAACACCUUCGUGCCAGGGCUGGGGACAUUUGUGUCUGCCUUCACUGUGCUGUGUGGAGCCCGGACUGACCUCCCCGACAGGCACAUGUGCUGCGUCUUCUGGCUGAACAUUGCCGCGGCGCUGAUUCAGAUUCUGACGGCUAUCGUGAUGGUUGGCUGGAUCAUGAGUAUAUUUUGGGGGAUGGACAUGGUCAUUCUUGCUAUUUCACAAGUGGAGCGGAGGUGCAGAGCAGCAGAUGGAGACCUUCACUGAUCCCUUUUAGAACCAGCGAUGAGGCAAACAUGACGUGGGUUAGGACUGGCACAGCCAGCACGUCGUGAUGGGCGGCCAAUCCCGAGGAGGGAGGAAAACAUUGGUAGAAUGAGAUGCUACUGUGGAAGAUGGCACUUCGACCGGCGGUGAGAAGAGUGGAGAUGCUGCUUUCUCCAGCCACUGGGUGUGAAGCAGCUGGAGAUAAUUGCCCUUCUUGUAGUUCACCAUUAAAGGAUACCAGCUGUGAACAUCAAGAUGAAGGAUAUAUUUAUAGAUAUAUGUCCAGUAUGUAAAAGCCAAAGCUGAGUGGUACCUUGUCUUCUGAGAGUCCUUUCUUCACUGUUUUGUGAUAACAGGGGCUCAGCUCAGCCUCUCCUUCUGUGUGUGUUUAUGAUGCUCACUGAACCUCUGUCGUUGCAGAUGCUCUGACGUUGUGCUUGUGGCUGCUCUAAAUCAUACUUUACUGGUGACCCAGGCUGUGAAUAUGCCCUACCUGCUUGUACCUGCUGAAAGAAGAGAAAAGACUGGACCUGCCAUGGGCCAGCAACAAACUGGUUCUUAGAAAGAACUGGGACACUGUGGUGUGACGUGUGCUUUGUGUGGGGGGUGGGUGGGUUGAGGCUUUGUGCUGUCUAAUGCUAACGGUUUAAACUGCUAUUUACAGAGACUAAAAUGCCCAUGAAAGAGACUUGUGGAUAAAUAGCACCAUAAUGUGGAAGUUAAUAUACUUACCGUGUGUGUUUUGUUGCCCAUGUUGCAUACUAUAGUGGUCUCGGUCCUCUUCCCAGUGGACAAGUGCCCAUAUUUCAAAGGCCACUGCAACAGAUGGCACUAACUGGACACCAUGUUAGCAGUCUUAGCCACAAGGCUAAGGGUGUACUGGGGCACGGAAAAUUAACUACCCUUUCAAGCCUAGAGUGGUGGUCCCUCCAGGUCAGGGUUAAGCCAUACUGAUAUUGUGAAGCACUGCCACUGGCUAAUCUUCAAAUAGAUGCAGCAGAAAGAAAGGGCUUAAGUCUCCAGGCCCCUCCAUCCAGCACACCAGAAUGAAAUUCAUGUGAAGACUGAUGGCCUGAUGUUCAGAGGGGCUGUGGGUGUUCAGCAGUUCUGAAUAUCAGCCCCUUAGGGCAUUGCGAACAAUGGACAGAACCAUGUUUGCCAGUCACUUUCCAUGUAUGAGAAGAUGAUGAGAGGAGCCAUUCAGCAACAAAAUCAUACUGCCAUUGCCACCUUUUGGGAACUAUCUUUUCAGCAAACUAGUUAAAAAUUCCCAUAGCCUUAAUCGAGAUGCCUCAAAACAGAGACACGUCCAAGUGCAAGAUUGCUCAGUA